Molecule: messenger RNA, 2206 nt
Organism: Chenopodium quinoa (quinoa)
Lineage: Eukaryota; Viridiplantae; Streptophyta; Magnoliopsida; Caryophyllales; Amaranthaceae
Product: tyrosine-specific transport protein 2-like
Exons: 2
Coding region: 364-1896 (510 amino acids)
Biological process (GO): amino acid transmembrane transport
Source: RefSeq, a predicted model, not a curated record
CAUGUUAAAUUAUUGUGUCCAUAUAAAAUGAAUUUGGUUUUUUCUAAUCCGUUUUAGAUCGGAUUGUUUGGGUCAACAACUCAACAUUUGAUAUCUUAGACGUCACAUGUAAAAUUGUCAACUGAACAUGCAUGGCCUUAAUACAGUUAGACCUACCUACCCCUUUCUCUAAAUUUACCUAGGCAGUCAUAUUAGCCAAGACAGCCGCCAUGGCCCAUUUUUUUCACUUUCUCCAUCCAAAACAAAAAGGAAAAGUAUUCUUGAUUCUCAUUUGUCUCAUCUGAAUCCCAAGAUUCUACUGCACCCAUUUCUGUAAUCACUCCAUGAAAAACAUUCUUCCUCACCAUUCUAUUCGCCAAAAAAAUGUCAACUUCUCUUCUAUCCUCCUUUAAUCUUACCCUUAACACCCAAUUUAACACCCUUAAAUCUUCAUCCCUGCAAAACCCUUGCUGCAUUACUCAUAAAUUCAUCCCCUCUAAGAUUAUAAAGCACCCAUUUUUCUCCAAUUCAACUGUAAAGAUACCACCUUUUAAAUCUAGUUUCAACAAUGCUGCUCAUUCUUCUGUAACUUCUUUUGUUACAGAUGAAGCAGAUGAUUUAAAACUUGAUCAAAGUGUUAUAAAACAGGAGAAAAAGAGUUUUUGGGGUGCUGUUAGUCUGAUAAUUGGGACUGCUGUGGGUCCUGGAAUGUUAGGUUUACCAUCUGCAACAAUAAAAUCAGGGCCAUUACCAUCUACUAUUGCCAUUUUAUUUUCAUGGGUUUAUGUCAUUUCUUCCAUAAUUUUAGUUGCUGAGCUUAGUUUUGCUACAAUGGAGGAAGAUGGGGUCAAAGAAGUGAGCUUUACUGGGUUAGCAAUUAAGGCCUUUGGCACCCAUUUUGGUGCAUUUGUUUCAGUUGUUUAUGCUAGCCUUAGUUUUGCUCUUCUUGUUGCUUGUGUUUCUGGUAUUAGUUCUAUUGUUUCUCAAUGGUUUCCUAGCUUAAACAAUGUAGUAUUACAUGGGAUUUUCCCUUUGUUUCUUGGGAGUAUCAUUUGGUUCUUCCCGUUCCAAAUAAUCGAUUCGACUAAUCGAUUUCUGUGCUUUAUGAUGCUUGUUUCUAUCAUUACUUUGGUGGGUAUUGGUGUUUCAGUUGCUAGAGCUAAUAUUGUAAGUUCAUUGUCCUGUUCAUCUUGGCAUGUUUUCACUAUUUUACCUGCCAUUCCUGUCACUGUCCUUACCUUAGGGUUUCAUGUUAUUACACCUUUUAUAUGUAAAGUUGCUGGAGAUAGUAUUGAUGAGGCUCGAAAGGCAAUUCUUAUUGGUGGGACUGUUCCAUUGAUUAUGGUUUUGGCAUGGAAUCUUAUUGUAUUAGGACUUGCUGGAACUGGAAAAGCUCAAUCAUCAUGUAUACAAGGAGACCCUAUCAAAUUGCUGUUGUCUGUAAAAUCUUCUUCUUUGUUUGCUGUUCAAGGAUUUGCAUUUUCUGCUUUGGCUACUAGCUUUAUUGGCUAUGCUGUUAGUUUUCCCAAGCAGUUGAUUGACACCUUGGAGUUGAUUUUUCGUUUUAGUAAAUCGGAAAAUGAGUUGGGCUCUAUAGAGUCUUCAGGGGAAACUAGGAUUGUAGAUGUUAGUGAUGAAUCAAUCUUGAAGGGAAAUGGUUUUAGGAAAUUCGAGAGGCUUGUAUCUGUUGCUCUAAUUCUUGUUCCAGUUCUUGUUGCUUCCUUCUAUCCCUCGACAUUCUCAAGGGCGCUCGACUUUGCUGGGGUGUAUGCAAAUUGUUUUCUGUUUGGCAUUCUUCCCCCUGCCAUGGCAUAUAUUUAUAAAUCCCAGAGAAAAUACAGGUCUUCUUUGCCUGGAGGACAUAUGGUGCUUUUCCUCCUCUUUAGCGUCGCUGUCAUACUGAGCAUCUGGCAUUAGAUGGCCAUGAUCAAGACUUCGAAGCUCAGAUGUAUUUUUGUGGAACUAAUUUUAGUUAUACAUUGCUAAUGAUGUUCGAGGCUGAUCUUGUCUAUAUCUCAGCAAGGUAACAUGACAAAUAGUUUUUAGAUCUCUUGUAAUUGUUCAAUUGGAGUGGUAAAUUUCCCUAACAUCCAAUAGUUAAUGUAAUGGUUGCUUGUGGAAUCAGAAAUCCUUUGUAUCCUGCCAUUACAUCUAGCAUGUUAGUCAGUUGUAGCUCAUUAAGUCAUAAUCCUUGCGACGUUGAGCAUCAUACCCUUAUUACUUGAAA